Messenger RNA from Lottia gigantea (owl limpet), 1143 nucleotides. RefSeq lists its product as hypothetical. NCBI's taxonomy places the organism in Eukaryota, Metazoa, Mollusca, Gastropoda, Lottiidae. The coding region runs from base 1 to 1062 and encodes 353 amino acids. The record is from RefSeq and is a predicted model, not a curated record. The transcript is spliced from 8 exons. Gene Ontology annotation, cellular component: heterotrimeric G-protein complex. Gene Ontology annotation, biological process: phospholipase C-activating dopamine receptor signaling pathway; adenylate cyclase-modulating G protein-coupled receptor signaling pathway. Gene Ontology annotation, molecular function: G-protein beta/gamma-subunit complex binding; G protein-coupled receptor binding; guanyl nucleotide binding.
AUGGCGUGCUGCCUUACAGAGGAAUUGAAAGAACAGAAGCGAAUUAAUCAAGAAAUAGAAAGGCAGUUACGGAAGGAUAAAAGAGAUGCUAGGCGGGAGUUAAAGUUACUUCUUUUAGGUACUGGAGAAUCAGGAAAAAGUACAUUUAUUAAACAAAUGAGAAUUAUUCAUGGAUCAGGCUAUUCAGAUGAAGAUAAAAGAAGUUUUAUUAAAAUAGUGUAUCAGAAUAUAUUUAUGGCUAUGAAUGCUAUGACAAGGGCUAUGGACACGUUGAAAAUAAGCUAUCGAGACAGUGCUAAUAUUGAACAUGCAACAUUGAUAAAGCAGAUAGAUUAUGAGACAGUGACUACGUUUGAAAGACAGUUUGUAGAAGCUAUCAAAUCAUUAUGGGAAGAUGAAGGUAUACAGGAGUGUUAUGACAGACGGAGAGAAUAUCAACUUACUGAUUCCGCCAAAUACUAUUUAGAUAGUGUUAAUAGAAUAGCAGAGCCAGAUUACUUACCUUCACUACAAGAUAUACUGAGAGUUCGAGUCCCUACUACGGGUAUUAUAGAAUAUCCUUUUGAUCUGGAUAGUAUCAUUUUCAGGAUGGUUGAUGUUGGGGGCCAAAGAUCUGAGAGACGGAAAUGGAUUCACUGUUUUGAAAAUGUAACGUCCAUUAUGUUUUUAGUCGCCUUAAGUGAAUAUGAUCAAGUUUUGGUAGAAUCUGAUAAUGAGAACCGAAUGGAAGAAUCAAAAGCCUUGUUCCGAACAAUAAUUACUUACCCUUGGUUCCAAAAUUCAUCAGUCAUUCUCUUCUUGAAUAAGAAAGAUUUAUUAGAGGAGAAGAUUAUGCACUCACACCUGGUUGAUUAUUUUCCUGAGUUUGAUGGUACAAAGAAGGAUGCUAUCUCGGCAAGAGAAUUCAUUCUAAAAAUGUUUGUAGAACUCAAUCCUGAUCCAGAUAAAAUCAUUUAUUCUCAUUUUACUUGUGCUACAGAUACAGAAAACAUCCGCUUUGUGUUUGCAGCAGUAAAGGAUACAAUCUUACAGUUAAAUUUAAAGGAAUAUAAUUUGGUGUGAAAAGAGAUCUAUCUGGGGCAGCAUCCAUGUGGGCAAUUAAUGUAUUUAUUUGUGAAAGUGUCCUUGGUACAAAAAAAAAAA